AUGAUUGUCGAAGAGUUGGAACACACAUUAGAACAACUUCGUGGUAAACAGGUUGAUUCAGCAAUCCGAGAGAAUGCAAUAUUAAUGGAAAAUCAAGCAUUUAUACGUGACAAUAAUAGCAGUGGUGGCAUUGGUAGUAUUGUUCUUGAUGUAAUAGGCGAAAAAGAUAAUAAUAAUUUAGAUCAAAAAAAAAGAAUGACAUUAUAUGAAUAUAUAGACGAGCAUGGUGUGCAUGAACUAAAAACGAAGACACAAGAUGAAGUUUCAACCAUCCAGCAAUUCUUUAAUAGUAGUAAGUCAAUACUUGAUGAAAUAAGUACACAACUUGAACGAUUGCGUGAAAUGUAUGAAAGCAAUACAAUUUCACUUGAAGAAUCUGGUGUGGAAUUUUCAUACGAGAAAAGUAAUAUUCAAGAACGAGAAACUCAUUCCAUGGCCGAGACAUUAGUUUCCAUAGCAAGGCAUUAUGAUCAA
Messenger RNA from Entrophospora sp. SA101, 474 nucleotides. The record is from the annotation of a GenBank genome assembly. Lineage: Eukaryota; Fungi; Glomeromycota; Glomeromycetes; Entrophosporales; Entrophosporaceae.